Podospora bellae-mahoneyi is the source of this 2335-nucleotide messenger RNA. RefSeq lists its product as uncharacterized. NCBI's taxonomy places the organism in Eukaryota, Fungi, Ascomycota, Sordariomycetes, Sordariales, Podosporaceae. Gene Ontology annotation, molecular function: DNA binding, bending. The record is from RefSeq and is a predicted model, not a curated record. The transcript is spliced from 2 exons. Bases 764 to 1765 code for a protein of 333 amino acids.
ACAGCAGCGACCAGAAAUCAGUGACUGCGAGGAUGUUGUGGUGGAGGUUUGACUGCAGGCCCCAGUGGGGUUUGUUGGCGCGUCGGGUUAGGUAACAUGUUGUUGCACCAAACUGAUGUGCCCGGGUUCGCUGUACACGAGGCUCUGGAGCUGGCUGGGCAGGUGCGACUGCGGAGCUUUGCGCUUUGGGGGAAACCGAUAGAAGGUGCAGAAAAGAAAGGCUGCAAGAGACGGAGUACCUAAUGAAGGACGGGAUGUACGGUGUUGUCUCUUUGUAGUGGGAUAGUCAGGAAUAGGUAGCGGUUGGUAGUAGGCGGACCUGAAAUGUGUCGACAGGCGUGUUGUUGUUUGGAGCCUUGCGGGCAGGACGCUGAAGCUUCCCCGGAGCGGGGUGCCCUGGUGCCGUGACUGAUUUCGCCCAAAAUCGGGCAGCCCCCUUCCACCCCCAGGCAGCGCACAAUUUUUUUCACGACCCGCCAAUUUUCAGCAGGUAAAUCAGCGCUGGCUCUUCCCCCAGCGGCUCGGCGUAUAUUUUGGGGACCCCGCCACUCCCCCCAAACCUCCCGCCCAAAAAUUUCCUCUUGAUCUCUCCCUUCAUUUUCCAGCACCUCCGCUCAGCGCUUUGCCCUCCCCCAACCACAGCGCAAUCCACCAUCGCGCCGUCGCAUUCGCAGCAACAGCGCCGCCAUCCCGCUAUUAUCUUACAACAACAACAACAACAAAGUCAUUCUUAACAGACCCCCAAACCCAAAAAGCCGCAAAUAUGCCGCGCCCACCCAAGAAGGUCGCUGAGGUCGCCCCCUCGCCUGCGCCAGUCGCGCCAGCCAUCAUCAACCCUAUCCAGCAACAACAACUCCCUGUUGCCCAGAUCCCCGGUGGCCCUCCCGUCAUCGAUGUCGCGCAGUUUAUUCGCGUCAGAGACUCUGUGUACAACCGUCUGCAAACUAUCCAGGAUUUGAUUAGGAGUUUUUCUGCCGAUUAUUUGCGUCAGACGAACCUUCUCAUUGGCGAGGGUACCAGCCUCGAGAAUGGACAGGAGACUCUUGACCAUCUCAACGGCGCUCUCGGCGGCCUGAUGCCCGCUGCCCUUGCUGCACCCAUGCCCGUUGUUGAGGAGAAGAAGGAGCGCAAGAAGCGUACUCAUGACCCCAACGCCCCCAAGCGUCCCCUGACCCCCUACUUCCUUUACAUGCAGACUGCUCGUCCCAUCAUUGCGAGCGACCUUGGUGAGGGAGCUCCCAAGGGUGCUGUCCAGGAAGAGGGCCAGCGUCGCUGGGCUGUCAUGGCCCCUGGUGAGAAGGCGGGCUGGAACACGGCUUACAAGUACAACCUCCGCCUCUACCAGGCUCGCGUCCACUCCUACAAGGCCGGCAACAUGGACGCCAAGAACAUGUCGGAUGAUGAGGCUCGUGCCUAUGCUGAGCUCUACAACAUUGACGUUUCCAACCUCGCCCAGGUGGAGGAGUUCCCCGCCGAUGAGCAGGAUGCCAUCGCCGAGCAGCUUCACCAGACGGCCGCUGUCGAGUCCCCUCCCGCCGAGGUCUCCGAGGAGGAGCCCGCGCCACCAGCCAAAACCCCCAACAAGAAGGCCGUGACCCGCAAGCGGAAGAGCACGGCUGCCACUCCCGCUGUCCCCGAGCCUCCCAAGCCAGAGCCCGCCGCCACUCCGGCGAGCCCGGAGGCCAAGAAGAGGAAGAGAACGUCCAAGGCGGCCGAGAUUGUGGAGGAGCCCAAGAAGUCUGCUCGUAAGAAGACCAAGAACUGAUUGUGCUCGUCUCCUUGUCUCUCUUUUGCGCGUUAUACUCUGGGUCUGGUUUGGGUCGGUUCGUUUCCAAUCUUGAUGAUACCUCUGGCGCCUCUCUUGCGUUGCCUCUCUGCACUGACUGGGGCGGCAUCUUUUCUUUAUGCUUUGGGAGCAAAGGCAGCUGGGUUUUGAACAACGCGGGCAUGAUAUUUUUCUCCAUCUCUGAUCGCUUUUUGCCGCAACAGUUGAAGCAGGCGGUCGCGCGUUUUUGUAUUAUUUGUAUGGGUAUGAACUGGGGAAUAUUGGCGGGUCCUUUUGCUUUGCUAUUCAGGUGGGAGCGGAGGAAGGGGAAACAACGCAGGAUUGGCUUUUGUAUGGAGUCUUGUCGGAUGUAUGUAGUCGUCUUGGGGCCUGGGUCAGUGAGUGCGUCGCCGUUCUGCAUGUAGGCAUCGAGUGAGCUCGGGGGGUUGGUGAAAUGAAACUUCAAUAAGUACACUUGUGUUACGUUGUGUGACAUGUUGUGAUAGAAACCAGGUGAUGAUGUCUGCACCAGGUGGGUGUUUCUGUUGACUAUUCGGAUCUCUUAUCAAG